AUGGCGCAGAGGUCUGGACAGGAAGAUCCAGAGAGGUAUCUCUUUGUGGAUAGGGCUGUAAUCUACAACCCUGCUACCCAGGCUGACUGGACUGCUAAAAAACUGGUAUGGAUUCCUUCUGAGCGCCAUGGCUUUGAGGCAGCCAGCAUCAAGGAGGAAAGAGGAGAUGAAGUGUUGGUUGAACUGGCAGAGAAUGGAAAGAAAGCAAUGGUCAACAAAGAUGAUAUUCAGAAGAUGAAUCCCCCCAAGUUCUCUAAAGUGGAAGAUAUGGCGGAAUUAACCUGCUUAAAUGAAGCCUCUGUAUUGCAUAAUUUGAAGGACCGAUACUACUCUGGACUCAUCUAUACUUAUUCUGGACUGUUCUGCGUAGUCAUAAAUCCCUACAAGAACCUCCCAAUUUAUUCGGAAAAUAUCAUUGAGAUGUACAGAGGGAAGAAACGUCACGAAAUGCCACCACACAUUUAUGCAAUAUCUGAAUCUGCAUAUAGAUGCAUGUUGCAAGACCGUGAGGACCAAUCAAUUCUUUGCACAGGUGAAUCUGGUGCUGGGAAGACCGAAAACACCAAGAAAGUUAUUCAGUACCUUGCUCAUGUUGCUUCCUCCCAUAAAGGAAGAAAGGACCAUAAUAUUCCACCCGAAUCACCUAAACCCGUGAAACAUCAGGGGGAGCUGGAACGUCAGCUUCUGCAGGCGAACCCCAUUCUGGAAUCCUUUGGGAAUGCAAAGACUGUGAAAAAUGACAACUCUUCCCGUUUUGGCAAGUUCAUUAGAAUUAACUUCGAUGUUACGGGUUAUAUUGUUGGGGCCAACAUCGAGACCUAUUUGUUGGAAAAGUCUCGCGCUGUUCGUCAGGCCAAAGAUGAACGAACAUUUCAUAUAUUCUAUCAACUGCUCUCUGGGGCAGGAGAACACCUAAAGUCUGACUUGCUGCUUGAAGGAUUUAACAAUUACAGAUUUUUGUCUAAUGGCUAUAUCCCCAUUCCUGGGCAGCAAGACAAGGAUAACUUUCAGGAGACUAUGGAAGCCAUGCACAUCAUGGGCUUUUCUCAUGAGGAAAUCUUGUCAAUGCUGAAGGUGGUGUCGUCAGUACUACAAUUUGGUAACAUUUCUUUCAAGAAGGAAAGAAACACUGAUCAGGCCUCCAUGCCAGAAAAUACAGUUGCACAGAAACUCUGCCAUCUACUGGGAAUGAAUGUAAUGGAAUUUACUCGAGCUAUACUUACGCCACGCAUUAAAGUUGGCAGAGACUACGUUCAGAAAGCCCAAACCAAAGAACAAGCAGACUUUGCAGUGGAAGCCUUGGCAAAAGCCACUUAUGAACGCCUCUUCCGCUGGCUUGUUCACCGCAUUAAUAAAGCUCUGGAUAGGACCAAACGACAGGGAGCUUCUUUCAUUGGCAUUCUGGAUAUCGCUGGAUUUGAAAUCUUUGAGCUGAACUCUUUUGAGCAACUUUGUAUCAACUACACCAAUGAGAAGUUGCAGCAAUUGUUCAACCACACCAUGUUUAUCCUGGAACAAGAAGAGUACCAGCGGGAGGGCAUAGAAUGGAACUUCAUUGAUUUUGGACUGGAUCUGCAACCCUGCAUUGAUUUAAUAGAAAGGCCUGCAAACCCACCUGGUGUACUGGCUUUGCUGGAUGAAGAAUGUUGGUUCCCUAAAGCUACUGACAAGACAUUUGUGGAAAAAUUGGUCCAAGAACAAGGAACCCACUCCAAAUUCCAAAAACCACGGCAGCUAAAGGACAAGGCUGACUUCUGCAUUAUUCAUUAUGCAGGGAAGGUAGACUACAAAGCAGAUGAGUGGCUGAUGAAGAACAUGGACCCUCUGAAUGACAAUGUGGCUACCCUUUUGCAUCAGUCUUCUGACAAAUUUGUUGCAGAGCUUUGGAAGGAUGAGAUUCAGAAUAUUCAGAGAGCAUCUUUCUAUGACAAUAUUACUGGUCUUCAUGAUGCACCAGUGGACCGUAUUGUGGGCCUGGAUCAAGUCACUGGUAUGACAGAGACUGCUUUUGGCUCUGCAUACAAGACCAAGAAGGGCAUGUUUCGUACUGUUGGGCAACUGUACAAGGAAUCUCUCACCAAACUGAUGGCAACUCUCCGAAACACUAAUCCCAACUUUGUUCGCUGCAUCAUUCCAAACCACGAGAAGAGGGCUGGAAAACUGGAUCCACACCUGGUUUUAGAUCAGCUUCGCUGUAAUGGUGUCCUGGAAGGAAUAAGGAUUUGUCGACAAGGCUUUCCAAACAGGAUAGUGUUCCAGGAAUUCAGACAGAGGUAUGAGAUCCUUACUCCUAAUGCAAUCCCUAAGGGGUUUAUGGAUGGCAAGCAGGCUUGUGAACGAAUGAUCAGAGCAUUGGAGCUGGACCCCAACUUGUACAGAAUUGGGCAGAGCAAGAUUUUUUUCCGAGCUGGUGUCUUGGCACAUUUAGAAGAAGAACGGGAUCUGAAGAUCACAGACAUCAUUAUCUUCUUCCAAGCCGUCUGCAGAGGAUACCUGGCCAGAAAGGCCUUUGCAAAAAAACAGCAGCAGUUAAGUGCAUUAAAAGUCCUGCAGAGGAAUUGUGCAGCAUAUCUAAAACUAAGGCACUGGCAGUGGUGGAGAGUCUUCACAAAGGUGAAGCCUCUUCUGCAGGUUACUCGACAGGAAGAAGAACUUCAGGCCAAGGAUGAGGAGCUGCUGAAGGUGAAGGAAAAACAGACAAAAGUGGAGGCAGAACUUGAGGAGAUGGAGAGGAAACAUCAACAGGUUUUAGAAGAAAAGAACAUUCUUGCGGAGCAGCUGCAGGCAGAGACAGAGCUGUUUGCUGAAGCUGAGGAGAUGAGAGCCCGUCUGGCCGCCAAAAAACAAGAGUUAGAAGAAAUUCUGCAUGAUCUGGAAUCCAGGGUUGAGGAGGAAGAGGAAAGGAACCAAGGCUUGCAAAAUGAAAAGAAAAAGAUGCAGGCACAUAUUCAGGACCUAGAAGAGCAACUUGAUGAGGAAGAAGGAGCUCGACAGAAGUUGCAGCUUGAAAAGGUAACUGCUGAAGCUAAAAUCAAGAAGAUGGAAGAAGAGAUCCUACUUCUAGAGGACCAAAAUUCCAAAUUUUUGAAGGAAAAGAAACUAACGGAGGAUAGAAUUGCUGAGUGCACCUCUCAGCUGGCUGAAGAAGAAGAAAAGGCCAAAAACUUGGCCAAACUCAAGAACAAACAGGAAAUGAUGAUCACAGAUUUGGAAGAGCGUUUGAAAAAGGAAGAGAAGACCCGUCAAGAACUGGAAAAAGCUAAAAGAAAACUUGAUGGAGAAACAACAGACCUUCAGGACCAAAUAGCUGAGCUGCAAGCCCAGAUUGAAGAGCUAAAGAUCCAACUAGCCAAGAAAGAAGAGGAGCUGCAGGCUGCUCUUGCCAGAGGUGAUGAAGAAGCAGUUCAGAAGAACAAUGCACUGAAACUAAUACGAGAGUUGCAAGCUCAGAUUGCAGAACUCCAGGAGGACCUUGAAUCUGAGAAGGCAUCACGCAACAAGGCUGAAAAGCAGAAGAGAGACCUAAGUGAGGAGCUGGAGGCACUGAAGACUGAGCUGGAAGACACCUUGGAUACCACUGCAGCACAGCAAGAAUUGAGGACAAAGCGUGAGCAGGAAGUGGCUGAAUUGAAGAAAGCUAUUGAAGAAGAAACCAAGAACCAUGAAGCUCAAAUACAGGAAAUCAGACAAAGACAUGCUACUGCACUGGAGGAGCUCUCUGAACAACUUGAACAGGCCAAAAGGUUCAAAGCAAAUCUUGAAAAGAACAAGCAAGGCCUAGAGACUGACAACAAGGAGCUAGCCUGUGAGGUGAAGGUAUUGCAGCAGGUCAAAGCAGAGUCUGAGCACAAGAGGAAGAAGCUAGAUGCUCAGGUACAGGAACUACAUGCCAAAGUGUCAGAAGGAGAGAGGAUUAGGGCAGAGCUGGCAGAAAAGGCUAACAAACUGCAGAAUGAGCUGGACAAUGUCUCAAGCCUCCUGGAGGAAGCAGAGAAGAAGGGCAUAAAGUUUGCCAAAGAUGCGGCAGGUCUGGAGUCUCAACUUCAAGAUACACAGGAGCUUCUUCAGGAGGAAACCCGCCAGAAAUUGAACUUGAGCAGUAGGAUUAGGCAGCUGGAGGAAGAGAAGAACAACCUACAGGAGCAGCAGGAAGAGGAGGAAGAGGCCAGGAAGAACUUGGAGAAACAGAUGCUCGCCCUGCAAUCGCAGCUGGUUGAUGCCAAGAAGAAGGUAGAUGACGACAUGGGAACUAUUGAAGGUUUGGAGGAAAAUAAGAAGAAAUUGCUGAAGGAUAUGGAGGCUCUGAGCCAACGUCUAGAGGAGAAGGCAAUGGCUUAUGAUAAACUAGAAAAGACCAAGAAUCGCCUGCAGCAGGAGCUGGAUGACUUGAUAGUGGACCUGGAUCAUCAGCGCCAAAUUGUCUCCAACUUGGAGAAAAAACAGAAGAAGUUUGAUCAGAUGCUGGCGGAAGAAAAGAACAUUUCUGCUCGCUAUGCAGAGGAGCGGGACCGGGCAGAGGCAGAGGCUAGAGAGAAGGAGACCAAGGCACUGUCUCUGGCACGAGCUUUGGAAGAAGCCCUGGAGGGUAAAGAAGAAUUUGAGAGGCAGAAUAAGCAGUUGCGUGCAGAGAUGGAGGACUUAAUGAGCUCCAAAGAUGAUGUGGGCAAAAAUGUCCAUGAACUGGAAAAGUCCAAGCGAACCUUAGAGCAGCAGGUUGAAGAGAUGAGGACCCAGCUAGAAGAACUGGAAGAUGAGCUUCAGGCGACAGAAGAUGCCAAGCUUCGCCUGGAAGUGAACAUGCAAGCUAUGAAGGCCCAGUUUGAGAGAGACCUACAGGCCAGAGAUGAACAGAAUGAAGAGAAGAAGCGGAUGCUGGUUAAACAGGUGCGGGAGCUUGAAACGGAACUGGAGGAUGAGCGCAAACAGAAGGCUCUUGCUGUGGCUUCCAAGAAAAAAAUGGAGAUGGAUCUCAAAGACCUUGAAGCUCAGAUAGAAGCUGCAAAUAAGGCUCGAGAUGAAGCAAUCAAACAGCUGCGCAAACUGCAGGCUCAGAUGAAAGACUAUCAGCGGGAGCUGGAAGAGGCCCGUGCAUCCAGAGAUGAGAUCUUUGCUCAGUCCAAGGAGAACGAAAAGAAGUUGAAAGGCCUUGAAGCAGAAAUACUCCAGCUCCAAGAGGAUCUUGCUGCCUCCGAAAGAGCUCGUCGCCAUGCUGAGCAAGAGAGGGAUGAGCUGGCUGAUGAGAUUGCAAACAGUGCUUCUGGAAAAUCAGCUUUGCUGGAUGAGAAGCGCCGUCUGGAAGCCCGUAUUGCACAGCUGGAGGAAGAACUGGAAGAGGAACAGAGCAAUAUGGAACUCCUCAAUGACCGGUUUAGGAAGACCACACUGCAGGUUGAUACGCUCAAUUCGGAGCUGGCGGGAGAACGGAGUGCUGCCCAGAAGAGUGAAAACGCACGCCAGCAGCUGGAGAGACAAAACAAAGAACUGAAAGCCAAGCUGCAGGAGCUGGAGGGAUCUGUGAAGUCUAAAUUCAAGGCAACCAUUUCUGCUCUGGAAGCUAAGAUUGGGCAGCUAGAGGAACAGCUUGAGCAGGAAGCAAAGGAAAGAGCAGCUGCUAACAAGCUGGUACGUCGUACAGAGAAGAAACUGAAAGAAGUCUUCAUGCAGGUGGAAGAUGAGCGUCGGCAUGCAGACCAGUACAAAGAACAGAUGGAGAAGGCUAAUGCCAGGAUGAAGCAGCUCAAACGCCAGCUGGAGGAAGCUGAAGAAGAAGCGACACGUGUGAAUGCCUCCCGUCGUAAACUUCAGCGUGAAUUAGACGAUGCCACGGAGGCCAAUGAGGGCCUUAGCCGGGAAGUCAGCACUCUGAAAAACAGGCUGAGGAGGGGUGGCCCGAUCACCUUCCCUUCAAGUCGAUCUGGUAGACGCCAGCUGCAUAUUGAAGGUGCUUCUCUGGAACUUUCUGACGACGAUGCAGAAAGCAAAGGCAGUGACAUCAAUGAAACGCAGCCCGCCCAAACCGAGUAG
Molecule: messenger RNA, 6024 nt
Organism: Emys orbicularis (European pond turtle)
Lineage: Eukaryota; Metazoa; Chordata; Testudines; Emydidae
Gene: MYH10
Product: myosin heavy chain 10
Exons: 42
Coding region: 1-6024 (2007 amino acids)
Biological process (GO): actomyosin structure organization; mitotic cytokinesis; regulation of cell shape
Cellular component (GO): myosin filament; cytoplasm; myosin II complex
Molecular function (GO): ATP binding; actin filament binding; microfilament motor activity
Source: RefSeq, a predicted model, not a curated record